CGAGGCUGUUUAUACUAGGUGCGGAGAGAACGCAGGACAGCGGGCCUGGCCGCCAUAAACUUGAAAUGAAGAAGGUGGUCUAAAAGACUAACCCUGGCUGGCCUCACCCAAGAUGCGUCCACUCACACGCUUCAUCUUUCUCAGCAGUCUCUUGAGUCUUGGCGCCAUCGCUACGCAAGUGGCCAAUUUCAACGUCUCCCAUGAAGCUGCCGAGGCACACGACUGCGGUGCCGCAUGCCAGAAACGCCUCACUCUCACCAUCCCUGCUGACGUCGCCGCUGUGGGCCGCGACUUUGACGUUAACUUCUAUGCCACUGCGGGUAACUUCUCCCGGGCGUCUUCAAAGCCCGGAGACGCGCUCAAACUCGAAGCGGUUAACCCCGAAACACUCUCCAUUGACGGCGGCGCGACCGUGUAUCGCUUCCAGUACGUCUCUCUCGACUCCGACGGCUCCGUCGUGCCCGUCACGGGCUUCAUCGCAUUUCCAUUUACGCCCCACCUAUCAGCCUCCAACAACGGCGCGGGGUCGAAAAGGUAUAGACUGGCCGCUUUUGCGCACGGCACGGUUGGUAUUUUUCCAGGCUGCGUGCCGUCGAAUGGCCCCGCACUCUACGACUACGGCACCUGGCAGCCCGUGCUGCAGCGCGGCUAUGCAAUUAUCGCGACCGACUAUGCGGGCCUGGGCAACGAUGAGACGGCGCACAAGUACGCAUACCUGCCUGUUCACGCAAGCGACGUGUACUAUUCAGUUGUGGCGGCGCGGAAGCUCUUUGGUGAGUUCUUGACGGAGGAGUGGGUGAGUUUUGGGCACUCGCAGGGCGGGGGCGCGGUGUGGAAGCUCGCGGAGAGUGAAUACGUACGCAACGAUACUUCGUAUCUUGGCACGGUGGCCGUUGCUCCAGCUACAUAUGUUGCGAGCCAAAUUUUUGACUCAUUUCUCGACACCGUCACUGGUGGAAUCAACGGCAGUAGCAGUAGCACGGCCGCUGGCGUGGGCUUCCUCCCACUACUUCCCACGGCCGUGCAGCGCAUCAUCCCCUCCUACAACGCGAGCAUCCUUGCGCCAACCCUGCGCAAACGUGUAUCCAUGGUCGAGAAUGCACAGCUCUGUCUCGAAGCCGUGCUCGGUUUAACCCUCGACCUCAACACAUCGCAAAUUGCCUCAAUCGAGGGUGCGCUACGCGACCGUCCCACGUUGAUGAAAUGGCAGAACAUGUCCGCCCCGGCACAGGGCGAUGCCUCCCCGGCGCCAAUACUAGUGAUUCAAGGACAGCAGGAUACGGCAGUAAGAUGGAAGACGACAGUGGACGCGUGGGAGCACGCGUGCGCGGCGGGCAACGAGGUCCAUCUGCGGUUGUUCCCGACGCAGGGCCACAGACCGAGUUUGUCGGCAGGCGCGCCGGAGUGGUUGGCAUGGCUGGACCAGCUAUUCGACAAGAAAGCAGCGGCUACUGCUGCCUCAGGAGCGUACAAGGCACCGGUGAAGAAAAACUGCACCAAGUUUACACGAGAGCCGCUUAAUAUUGAGUACGUGCGGGCACCGACGGAUGUAGAUCUGAAGCCGUACUUGGGGCCCCUGAGCAAUUUCAUGUAAUUGAACUAUAACGUAACGUUGGUUAAAAAGACUAGGCUUAUUAAGCCCAGUCUUCUCAAUCAAUGAACCUUUCACAUAGAAGUUCCCACUUCUGGAUCCCCC
Molecule: messenger RNA, 1696 nt
Organism: Aspergillus caelatus
Lineage: Eukaryota; Fungi; Ascomycota; Eurotiomycetes; Eurotiales; Aspergillaceae
Product: alpha/beta hydrolase family protein
Exons: 3
Coding region: 113-1594 (493 amino acids)
Biological process (GO): lipid catabolic process
Molecular function (GO): triacylglycerol lipase activity
Source: RefSeq, a predicted model, not a curated record